AUGGCGCCCCUUCGCAUGUGCUACGUGCCGUCUCGCGACGUGGUGGCCAAGGAUUCGGCCAGGUCGCCGCGCCCGGCCCUCCUGCGGCCUGCCGCCGGGCCGGGCGGCCUGCGGCUGAAGGUGGUGCGCCACCACAGGCUGGGCAUGCGGGGCCCGCCGUGCUGCCUGCCGGAGACCGGUACCCUGACGCAGACCCAGGAGGACCGGGCGGAUUCCGGGGAGAAAAAUGGUGCGGAUGGGACCGGGAUCGGCGCGGAGGCCGGCCAGGAUGCCAGGCAGGGGGCGCGAUGGCAGGCGGGCACCAUCUCCGUGCACGGCGGGGAGCGGGCUGGCAGGCCGAGGGUUUCUGACUCCUUGACCACGCCGAUCGUGCAGACUUCGACUUACACGUUCAAGGACACGGCCGAGCUGAUCGCAUACCAGGAAGGGCGGUUCGGCUCCUACGAGUACGGCCGGUAUGGCAACCCCACUUCAAGGGCAUGCGAGGAGAAGAUACGGGUACUGGAGGGCGCCGAGGAGUGCCUCCUGUCUGCGUCGGGUAUGAACAGCGCCACCACACUGCUGCUGGCGCUGGUCCCCGCGGGCGGUCACUGCGUGGUCACCACGGACUGCUACCGGCGCACGCGGCAAUUCAUCCAGACCGUGAUGCCCAAGAUGGGGGUCACCUCGACGGUGAUCGACCCGUCUGACCUGGAGGCCCUGAGAGCGGUCCUGGCGCAGCGCAAGGUGUCGCUGUUCUUCACGGAGUCGCCCACCAACCCCUACCUGCGCUGCGUGGACGUGCCGGCCAUCGCCAAGAUGUGCAGGGAGUCCGGCACGCUGGUGGUCAUCGACUCCACGUUCUCCACGCCCUGCAACCAGCGGGCGAUCGAUCUGGGGGCCGAUUUGGUGAUCCAUUCGGCCACCAAGUACCUGGCCGGCCACAACGACGUUCUGGCGGGCGCCAUUGCUGGCAGGGCUGACGUCGUGGACGCCGUCCGUUCCCUGCACAACGUCCUGGGCGGCGUUGUGGAUCCGCACGCGGCGUAUUUGCUCCUGCGCGGCAUGAAGACGCUCAACCUGCGGGUGAAGAGGCAUAACGACAAUGGCUUUGAGCUGGCACGCCGGCUGGAGGCCCACCCCAAGAUCGCGAGGGUGUACUACCCUGGCCUCCCGAGCCACCCCGACCACGAGAUCGCCAAGGAGCAGAUGACGGGAUUCGGUGGCGUGGUGAGCUUCGAGGUGGAGGGAGGGCUGGAGAGGACGUCCAAGUUCAUAGAUUGCGUGCGGCUGCCGUACAUUGCGCCAUCCCUUGGGGGGGUGGAGACGCUGAUCGAGCAGCCGGCGGUGAUCUCUUACUGGGACAUCGGGCCCGUGAAGAGAGCGGAGCUGGGAAUCAAGGACAACCUCGUGCGGUUCAGCUGCGGUGUGGAGGACUUUGAGGACAUCUGGGAGGAUGUGAGCCAGGCACUGGAUCAGAUAUGA
Messenger RNA from Ostreobium quekettii, 1464 nucleotides. The record is from the annotation of a GenBank genome assembly. Lineage: Eukaryota; Viridiplantae; Chlorophyta; Ulvophyceae; Bryopsidales; Ostreobiaceae.